AUGGAGGGUUAUCCAUACAUACAGAAAGUUGCCAGUACCUUCACGCCUUUGCAAGAAAGUACAUCAAAUGGAGACAAUUCAACAACUACGAAUGAGAGCUUUGAACAACCUGUGUACGAACAAUUGAUGCCCUCCACAUUGGUUGCUGCCGGUCCGUACCCGCACGAUGCUAAUAUAACAGCAGCAUAUAAUAGCAUUAUAGCUAGCAACAUGGUUCCAGAAACUACAUCCUCCACCGGGAUGUGUAGGACUGAUUCAUAUUCUAAUUCAGUGAGUGGUAAUACUUGUUCGGUUCAAACCAUGACAUCGAAACAAACACCACCGAAUCAUGCACCAGCUGUUCAGAACGAAGAAGAGAUUGAUCAUCCAAGGAAUGAAGCAGUCAUGCCAUCUAUUUGUAAUGGAAAUGCGCUAUCUAAAGUUGAUGCACAUAAAUCCAUACCAUUAAACACUGAAGGACAAGCAAUGAUCCCGCCGGAUGAUAAAACCGAGAUGUCUAUGCAAGAAGCCAGUGUGAAUGAACCAUCCAAAUAUCGGGAAAUGGUACAUUCGGUUAACACCAAUGAUGAAAGUGCCAUAUCGAGCGAAACAUCCGCAAAAGAAGAUAAACUCCAAUACGUAUCAAACAAAUCGGAAUCGGAUAGUACUGAUCAGGCAAACCCAUCUAAAAAGAAAGACAUCACAUCGACCGACGAAAAGCUGAUUGAUUCUAUUCACGAUGAAGAUGAAGAAAACAGCAGCGACACUGUGAUAUCUGACUCCAACCCAGAAGCAGCGGAUUCGGGGCAUGUAUCUUCCCUCUUUAGAAAUGUGAUACUGGUGCAAGCAGAAACAAUAACAGCCGAAGAAAAUGAUUCGGAUGAGCGUACACCAUCUGAAGCCGGUAUGGAUUCGGAAAGCGAAUCAGAAACUGUAGAUCCAAUAGAAGACAUUGGACGGGAGGAUGAAAACGAAAUGCUGGAUCCCGCCGGUUUGCUAAUAGACGAAACGGAGGAUAAUUAUGAAAUAUUGGAAGGUGUAGCAGUUGGUCAAAUGGGGCGAACCGUUGCACUGGACGCGCCCAUAAUUGACCCGAACGAAGUGACGCAAGAAGACAAUGACGAUGAUGAGGAAAAUCAGCACAAGAAAAUUGAUACCAAUGGCAGAAGCAACGAAAACACAUCAUUAGUUGGUAAAAAGAGAUCUAAGCAUAACGAUUCCGAGUCACCUUCGUCCGACGAAGAAUAUUUAGCAGAUGGAUCAACCGAACCGACAUCACAAAAGUGCCAAAUGCGCAAACGAGGUGUAUUCCGUACGGGAAAUGUGGAGAAGCAGCAAGCAAAAUCUAAGCAAAAGCGAUCAAAAGUAUCAAACGACGAUCCAUUCGGUUCCUGUGCAAGCUCAUCCAGUGAAGACGUCCCAAACGAUAUGUAUUUCGGUACUCCAGAUCGUGUAUUCACGGUCAGUACUAAAUUUCAUUGGCAACGUCAGAAGCAAAAGGGCAAUAAAUAUCACGCACGAGCAAAAGGAACCGUCGUACAAAAAUACGACGACGACGGAUCGAGCGAUGACGAGGAGGACGACGAACAUGCCCGACGGAGGGCAAAAAAGGCAGAAGAAAUUGCACGCCUUAAACUGCCUGCCUAUCAGCAACAGCAGCUGCAACAAUUGGUGCUGAAGAAGCAUCCGAAGCGUGAUCGGUUUUAUGAUCGCUCGCAGGAUAUUCCGAACGAUAUUUAUUUUGGAAAUGUUAAAGUUCCGUUACACAUUCUUCAUGCAUCGAGCAGUAGCUCAUCGGAGGAAGAGCCAUGGCCCGGUGGGAGUGUGCAAUCUGUAUCACGCACUAGCAGCUAUCCCAAGAAGAGUUAUCACUCGGAACAAAGAACUCGCAAGGAAAGCGUGGCAAAUACAAAAUCUUCAAACUAUCCACAUUAUCGGAGCUCAUCGUCAAGAACGGAAUCAACAAGCUCCCAGGGAGGUACAAGGUCCGUUCACCGCAUGAAGGAAUAUCUCAAGAUGGCAGGCUUCCGGCACAUGCGAUAUCAAAAGCUUUGGCAAGGGUGUGAAACCAACCAAGAGCGUGCCGAGGCGAUAUUACGCUUUCUUCAGGCUCAGGGUCUACAGGGCGAACCGACAGACGAAAAGUGUCGUGAGCUGCGUAAGGAAAUUCAGCUAAAAAAAGAAGUGGAAGUGUUAGACACGAGCGUUAUCAUUGGCAGCGGGGAAGGUCGUGUAACACGGCAAAGGGCAAAGAAAGUUUCCGAAACGACGACAGCUGUUGAACCAGGUGAAAAUCAUCCACCGAAACAACCGUGUCUUCAGAAGGAUGAGCAAACAGUGGAAAUUUCUGUUCCUUCCGAAGCAGUUGAAGCAGAAGCAAAGUGCGAGCAACAGCUGACGCUACAAGAAGAAAAUGGCCCACCGGAAGAGGGUGUAGAACAUACUUUGCCGGUUGAUGGGUUAAAUCAUUCAAAUGCACCUACAAACGUUUGA
Messenger RNA from Anopheles maculipalpis, 2472 nucleotides. RefSeq names its product HIRA-interacting protein 3-like. The record is from RefSeq and is a predicted model, not a curated record. NCBI's taxonomy places the organism in Eukaryota, Metazoa, Arthropoda, Insecta, Diptera, Culicidae. The transcript is spliced from 5 exons. Bases 1 to 2472 code for a protein of 823 amino acids. Gene Ontology annotation, cellular component: nucleus.